AUGAGUAACUAUCAUGUAGGCGUGGAUGAAGCAAAACCAAAAGGAUGGAAGAAAAAGUUUCAGGGCUAUUUUGAUCCAAAAAAGAAGAAAACUUCUGCUUUUCCUGAAAAUUGUGAAUAUGUCAUUGAAAAAUUAGCUGUUAAAUGCCUUCGUUCGUCUGUUAUUGCUAUUUCUACUGAAGAUUUAUCAGAACCUCCGGAGCCUCAAGUUUUAAUACCAUCUGAAACAUCAUCUUCUUCUGUCGAACAGCCACCAAAAAGCUUUUCAAAAAGUAUUAAGAAGCUUUCUUCUUUGCCAAAAAAAUUUUCAAUUAAGCAAAGCAAAAAUAUUAAUAUUCAAGAACUUAAUUCAAUACCAUCUUCGUCAUCAAAACCAUCAAAAAAGAUUCAAAGAAAAACUGAAAUUAUUAAUCGAUUUACUGCUUUUCAUCCUGAUCUUAAAGAAAGUGAAAGGCCACCGAAAGAACCUUUAAUUUUCAAAUUAAAAAAAAAUAAAAGAUUUUUUGCAGAAGAAUUAUCAGAAAUAGCAUCUAGGAAUGAUAAAAUGAUAAAUACUAAUUCAGAGUUAGAAAAUGAGACAAUAUUAGGAGAUAUAGCACCAAGUACUUCAGAUCAACUUUCCACAUAAAGUAAUGCAUUGU
Molecule: messenger RNA, 640 nt
Organism: Chelonus insularis
Lineage: Eukaryota; Metazoa; Arthropoda; Insecta; Hymenoptera; Braconidae
Exons: 1
Coding region: 1-627 (208 amino acids)
Source: RefSeq, a predicted model, not a curated record